AUGUCUGACACCAAUUUUGGGUCCAUCGAUGCCCAAUUAUCGGGUCUUAACUUGAACGAUGAGAACAGCAGAGAUAACCUGCCGGUUCCGGCCAAAUCACCAGCUGUAGGUGUUAAGAAGAAGAGACCACUGAGAGCGUACCAUAUCUUAUCACCACAGCUUGAUAGCCCGAAUACUUCACUGGGAACCUUCUCACCAAUUCAGUCACAACUUUCAGAUGGCUCCCAAACAUCGUAUAUUCCCCAAGGCGGCCAGUUCAGUCCUUUCCAAUUGAAUCAACCAGGAUUUGCAUCACCACAAUCCUCAAAUCAUCAACAGCAAUCACAAAACACUAAUUCUCAUUUGUUCAGUCCCACAUUGAACGCAUUUAAGAAUGAUGCUUCAAAUGCAAACCCGUCUGCUGCUCCUUAUCCCAGCGGAACCUUUUCUAACCCAGUUUCCCCACCUUUCUCCCCACUUCCACCUUCAACAUUACAAUUCCAAUAUCUCUCGGAACAACAACGUGGUCCUACCAAAUCAUCAACACUUAAUAAUAGUCAAAGAAGCACGUCCCGUAAUGUCAGCUACAACAUGCCAGAUGGCUACACUGGAAAACCUUUCCAGCCUGCUGCAUCGUUUUCAGUUCCGGAGGAGCGUGCUGAAAACCAAGAGGAAUUUUGGAGUAAAGAUUACCAAACUUUCCAGAACCCUUUCCCACCAUUGGCAACCACCGAUUGUAAAGUGGUUGAUGAGGGAACUGCAUCGUCUAAAUUCAUGUCAUUAUCAACAUAUGAUAUCCCAACUAGUGAGAAAUUGAGAGCAAGCACCAAGUUACCAGUGGCCUUGAAUGUCAGGCCAUUCGCCCCAGUUGAAGAAGAUGGUGACGAACCAGUGCCAGAAGUCAAUCUAGAUUUUGUGAAAGGCGGCCCUCCAAGAUGUAACCGCUGUCGAGCAUAUGUCAAUUACGGUAUGCAAUUCACCAAUGCCAAUAAGUUUAUUUGUAAUUUGUGCCAGUUUGCGUCUCCUGUACCCGAAGGGUAUUCAUGUGCGUUGGAUCAUACCUAUAGAAGAAUCGAUAUCGCACAAAGACCAGAAUUGACUAAAGGUGUUGUUGAUUUUGUGUUACCAAAAAAAUACUGGGAAAAUACCGAUAUGGAGCCUGUUCCAUUACACCAAGUUUUCUUGAUCGAUGUCAGCAGUCAUGCGAUGGAAAAGGAUUUACCAAGAUUGGUAUGCGAUGCAAUCAAUGCCACUUUAUAUUCUUGGAAUGAAGAGACUGGAGAAGAACAAUGUGUUUUACCCCCAGGAUCAAAGAUUGCGAUCAUCACCUUUGAUAAAAAUGUCCAAUUUUACAAUAUGAGUCCAUCGUUACAACAACCGAUAGUGACCAUCAUGACAGAUGUCGCCGAUCCAUUCGUUCCAUUCCAUGAGGGAUUAUUUGUUGAUCCAUUAGAGUCGAGAGAUUUGAUUGAUCAGACUUUAACCAUAGUGCAAAAUACCAAUAAGUUUACUAGAUACCCUGAAGUUUCCUACGGUGUGGCGCUUAAGUGUGCUCAACUUGCCCUUAAUGAAUUUACUGACGGUCAAGGUGGGAAAGUCACCUGUACAUUAUCAAUGAUUCCUAAUUAUGGCCAAGGUAUGCUCUUUUUGAAAAAAUAUGAAGAUGCCGGGUUUAGUAAAGAUGCUGAUAAAGAAAAAUUAGUCCUCCAAGAAAACAACAUAUAUUAUAAAGAUUUGAUCAAAUGUUUCACUAAAGAGAAUGUCGGAUUGGAUUUGUUUGUUUUCCCUAGUUUUGAUAUGGAUUUAAUCAAUGCUACCUACAUCACCUCUCACACUGGUGGGUCAUUAAAGUUAUAUCAUGGAUUCAAUCCAAUAAGAGACGAACGAAAGUUUGUCUUUGAUUAUAAAAAAUCGAUUGGAGACACCGUUGGUUACCAGGGUCACUUGAAGGUCAGAUCUUCUAGUGGCUUGCAAGUACAAAAAUAUUAUGGGAAUUUCUCAGGGCCUUCAAACGAUCCAGUUAUACCAAUUCUUAAUAAGAAUAGUAACUUUAGUGUGUUAUUCUCAUAUGAUGAUAACUUAUAUACAGGAUUUGACUGCCAUUUCCAAGCGGCAAUUUUGUAUACUACGAUUUCUGGUGUUAGAAAGAUCCGUGUUAUUAAUUUAGUGUCGGCCGUUACCGAGAAAGUUGGUGAUGUCUUUGCCUUUUCUAAUAAGGAUGUGUUGAUAAAUGUCAUUGUCAGGGACUGUCUUAGCCAUAUUCCAGAACAACCACUUAUUUCAAUUCAAAGGUCAAUUAAUAUGAAGGUCUCAGAUAUUUUCUAUCAAUAUAGACGGUUGGUUUCUCCAAAUGAGACCCCGGCUGCCUUUGUGGUUCCAGACGGGUUGAGAACCUUACCGGUUUACAUGUUGGCAUUUGAAAAAUCUAGAAUUUUGCAGAAAAUCACUUCGAUGACAAAGAAUAACUUGAGAGUGUACAAUAUGUUUAACUUGAAUAAUUUGCCGUUACCGGUCCUUUCAUAUUACCUUUAUCCAUAUAUUGUGGGCUUGCAUGAUUUGGGUGAUGAUGAUUGUGAAUAUAACGAAAUUUACCUUAAAUACCGGAUUCCAAAAGGUCUCUCAGCCUCUUUGUCUUCUAUUGAAGUUGGUGGCUGUUAUUUGGCGUUCAAUGGGCAGUCUGUGAUUUUGUGGGUUCAUAAUGAAGUUAAUCCAUUGCUCCUUCAAGAUCUUUUCGGAGUGGAUGCUUUCGAUAAACUUGAUCCACUAAUUGAUGAAUUGCCAAUUCUUGAUACUCAUAUCAAUCAACAGGUCCGUAAUCUUAUAAAAUACUUUGGGGAAAAAGUGUUGAAGGCUGAAUUUUUGCCGAUAAAAUUGUUGAGAUUCAGCUUAGAUGAGCAAGUGGAGUUUGUGGAAUUGUUUGUGGAAGAUAAGGCUGUAGAUGGCCCUUCUAGUUAUGGGGACUACUUAUCAGCUAUCCAUCAAGAUGUCAAAGAAAGAAUGAAUGAAAAGAAAGAGGGUUUUGCCAAAUUCACCGGGUUCUUAUCCUGA
Molecule: messenger RNA, 3027 nt
Organism: Saccharomycopsis crataegensis
Lineage: Eukaryota; Fungi; Ascomycota; Saccharomycetes; Ascoideales; Saccharomycopsidaceae
Gene: SFB3
Product: Sfb3p
Exons: 1
Coding region: 1-3027 (1008 amino acids)
Biological process (GO): endoplasmic reticulum to Golgi vesicle-mediated transport; intracellular protein transport; COPII-coated vesicle cargo loading
Cellular component (GO): COPII vesicle coat; endoplasmic reticulum exit site
Molecular function (GO): zinc ion binding; SNARE binding
Source: RefSeq, a predicted model, not a curated record